GAGAGAGAGAGGGAGAGAGUGGGGGUGGCGCUGCAUGGUCGAGCAAACAGGUGUAUCCAAACAGGUAGAGCUGCGCCUUUUUCCUUUUCUCUUAGGGACAAACAUUAUGGCGUGUUCUUCACCAACCAACACUUAACCAGACUGAAAGGAUAUUACCAUUCUCACAAGGACCGCGUGUGAACUGCUACAACUUUGAUAGGUUUGUCCAGGGGAAGACUUCGGAGAGGAGCUGGUCCCCAGAGACAGAAAAGGGAUGGUCCAGCAGCACCAGGCAUGAGACAACCCCAGUGCUCCAUGCAGGCCUGUCUCUUAGGACUUUACUCUCUGGACUGAUUGUCCCAACUUUUCCUUUAUUUAUCACUACCUACCUGGGAUAAUGACACCUCUGCUGAACAGACCCUCCCUCUGUCUCCUUGUCCUCCGGAUCUUUGUGACGCAGGGAGUGUUUGUCGAGCUGCCCCCGAAAAAAGGCAUACAAUCCCUGGCCGAGAAGGAGACCGUCCUGCCCUGUCGCUACCAGCCAAUCGACCCCGCCGUGGUGGUGGUGCAGGUCACCUGGUAUAAGGAGAAACCCGGUGCCAGGAAGGAACAGAUCAUCACCGCACACCACACGAACGGACAGACCGCGUUUGGGUCGUGGUCUCGACACGUGCACUUCAGAAGCAACGAGCCCACGGUGGACUCGUCCCUGGUUUUCAGGAGCACGGAGGUCUCAGAUGAGGGGAAGUACAUCUGCCACAUCAUCACCUUCCCCUCUGGCAACUUCGACAGUGUGAUGUCACUCAUCGUAUGGACCAUUCCCAUCUCCUCCCUGGACCCUGUGAUCAUGGUGGAGGGUCAGCCCUACGGACAGGCCGCGUCCUGCCGCUCUAUAGCCCGCCCGCCUCCCCGCAUCUCCUGGGAGAGCGCCCUGAACGGCCAGUCCACCAACCGCACCAUGGACAACGGGGCGGUCACCUCGCACUACUCCCUGCACCCACUGAGGAGCAUGAACGGCAUGAAGCUGGACUGUCUGGUGUGGCACCCGACUUCCCCGAAGCCCCGCAGGCUCAGCAACGACCUGGUAGUUCACUUCCCGCCGCAUGCAGAGGUGUCUGGCUACAGUAGAGACUGGUUCAUCGGUCUGGAGAACGCUGCCCUGAGGUGUGUGAGCGGAGGAAACCCCAAACCGAGUAUCACCUGGAUCAGAGUGGGCAAAGAGUUGCCGGAAGGUGUGAUCCCCCACCCUAACGGAACACUCGUUUUUGGGCGACCCCUGAGCUCGUCCGACGAAGGCACCUACCAGUGUGUGGCGGAGAAUGAAGUGACAACGGGGAAGGCGGAGGUGGAUAUUGCUGUGUCAGAAUCUCGCCCGGACCCGAAAAUGCCAGAAGAAAUGCUGAUGCUCAUCGUGGGGGGUGUGGCUGGCGGGCUGCUGCUCCUGAUGCUCGUCAUCGUCGUCACAGUCACGUGUCACCACAGACGCAAGAGCACCAAACUGAAGAAGGAGCUGACUGAGAAGAAGGAGGAAAUCAGCACCCUCUCCAGAAAUGCCUCUAUCAGGAGGAUGAACUCCGUCAGCACAGAUACCAGAGGAGCGACGGAGGAGAACAUCCCUCUGAGGGUGGAGGGGACCCUGAGGACCAGCUCAUCCUCCCUCGGGGAGCAAGGCCACUACCGCGACAGCCGCUCUACAAUCUCAGGUGGGCGAGCAGGAGGGGGAGCGUACGACUACCUGGGCAGACCAGUCCUGAACAACAACUCGCGUAGGGGGAGAGACAGGCUCCUGGACAGAGACGAGGAAAACCGACUCCGAGUGGAGACGUAUGUGAGAAACAGCACCAUAUCUUUGCAGGAAACUCGUUUCCACCCUCCUCUAACGCCGACAUCCUUCCCCAUCGUCCAGUCCACGGAGACUGUGCGACAGCUGAACGGCAGCACUGUCAUGCCAACGGACGGCGGGGGUUCGCGGCCGGGAAGCGUCACCAAAACCCACCAGCACCCUCCAAUGAGCUGCACCUAUCCACCGGUGACAGACGAUGAGGAUGAGGUGGACGAAGGUUUGGGGGGUCCAGCCAGCCAGGAGCAUCCCGACGACCAAGACAGUGAGACCAACAGCUCCCACGUGUCCGAGGCCCACAGCCCCCGCUAUCAGCAGACUAAUGGCACUUUGAGACCCAAGCCCCGGCCGAGCCCCACUGCGAUCGGUCCCCAUGCCUCCCUGAUCCACAAGGCUCAGAUAGUGUAGCUGGAGGCCGGAAAAUAACAGCAGUCUUGGAGGCGGUCAGAAUGAGGAUACCCAGGGGUCACCGGAAAAACAGUUUGUGUUCGAUUAUGAAAAACUUGCACCUUGACUAUAAUGCUGCAUCUUCUUCAUUCCGUGGGAUAAUGGUGCAAUAGAACAAAAUGUCCUACCAAAGUGUCUGCUGUAUGGAUUUCUGACAUGUGCCGGGCUUUUGUUGACCAGCGCUGUGUCGUCUGUUCCCCCACAUUACUGCCACAAACAAAGACAUGGUCGCAAUAUUUCCAGUUGGACUGCAUUAAUAUAGUCUUCUCAACCUUUUUAGCUCAUAAACUACAGGUCACAUUCUCCCGUAUUCAUAGAAAGCUUGUGCUACUCAUUCAGACACACACCGAUGCUACAUUGGGGCAAUUACAGUUCUGUAUCUUGCUCAAGGACACUUUGAAGAGCUGGGGAUUGAACCACCGACCCUCGGAUUAGUGAACCCGCUCCACCUCCUGACAGCUGUUUCCUGUGACUAACAGGUGAAUGCAACUGACGUACCUUCGGUGCAGCAGAAAAUCAGGAAAUGCAGGAGAAGGCUUUGUUGGUACAUAAAACAAGUAGAUUACAACACCAAGGGUGGAUUUUUGCUUUAGUGUUAUUCAGUUCCUGUGCCUGUGUUACGUUCCCUUACGCAACAUGUUUUAGGAUCUGAUCCAAACCAUUGGAUUGUUACUGUCUCGCCACACCUACAACAUGCAUACCAUUGUGCCAUAUUGUCUCUCUGCCCUCGAGCCUUCGCCUUAAGCACCGAGACGGUUUGGAUCAGAUAAAGACGUUAUACAACCAAGACUUAACCAUGUAGUAAUUUGGCAAAGAGUAAAUCAUAUCUAUGUGUAAAUCAAUAUACCAAUGAUUUCCUUUUUUCAAAGCUUUUUUAAAGUAUUUUUUUAUAACAGAAUGAAUUUAACGCAACACUUUGUAACUUUGACUGAGCAACAGCGCCCUCUGCAGCCACGCAUGAUAACUUAUUCUGUUGGGCUCAAUUCUUUGAAUAUGUUGAGUUGAGCUCUGACAGCUCUGAACUGAAACGCAACUGAAAGAUAAUCCCCGGCUUCCUGAACAAAAAGAGCUGCUGCUCUAACAAAUACACCAAACACUGUUUAAAAUUACUAAUAUUUCAAGUGUCCUCACUGAAUAUUGGAGAUAUUGGAGCAAGAAAAGACAUUCAGGGUGAGGACUGAAAUGAAAGAAACACCAUUAAACUAUCUUUGACGCUGCUGUUGCACAGUGUUGCUUUAAGUUGUAUUUUGAGAACAAUCAUUACUAAUAUACAGUAAAUAAGUAUAUUAACACAUUCAAUAUACAGUAUGUAUCCUCUGUUUGCUACAUGUCCCCCAAUCACACACAUAAAGUAGAUACAUAAUUGUAACCGGGAAAAAUGCUGAAAUACUAUAUUUCAUACAUAUUAUACAUGUACAUACCAACAAAAUAAAUUAAAUAUAUGUUACCUAUAUGUGCACCCUCAUGGAUGCACACACAUGCAAAGGUGAUGACAGCUGGAAAACCUGUGAAAUAUUUGUAUAAUACAUUUUAAUCGAUUUUUUUUUACAUUUCUGUAUUGCUUGAAAUGCUAAUCUGGACUCACUAAAGAAUAUUUUGUGUACAUCUUGUACAGCAUAAAGUUCUUUCUGUCUACCGGAGGUUGACAGGACGAUAUCUCUCCAAGAGGAAUUUUACAUGAACUGUUUUUGAUAUUGUACAACCAAACAUGUGUUGAUUAUCCGUGGACUACUUUUUUACAUGUAUAUAUCUAUGUGCGUGUUUGUAUUCUGACUAUUGUUGGGUUCUGUUACAGCCCUGAAACGGGAAGCAAUGUGCCAAAGGGAAGAUAUAAAAACAUUUACUUUUGCUCUUUUUUUGUUGUUGCAAAUAUGAAGUAUUAUUUUAAUGUGUGUUUAAUAUGUUGUGUUAUGCUGUCGUCUCUAAAUACAACUUUUUCUAUGACAAAUAUCAGAAAAAAAUAUAUAUCUAAGUUACAAAUGUUGGGUUCAAAAUAUGCUCGACCAGUUUGUGGCAAACAUAGUGUGCCAUAUCAUCCAGUAGCACCCAACAGGUAAUUGUAUUAAGUUUAACAUAAGCUGUAUUUGUUGUAGACAGUGCCCCCUGGUGUGUACUGCUGGAAGGUGCAUGGACCUGGAUAAGCCUAUAAACUAAAUCUGCAUUCCACUGUGAUUUAGGGAAAAAAAACUGCCUUGCUUUUCAUUCAUUUUAAGGGUUUUCUGUGGUUGUCAGCUUUUAUUGAUGGGUUGAAAUAAAUGUGCUUGCUUUUUCUAAAAGGACACUGAAACUUAAA
Messenger RNA from Hippoglossus stenolepis (Pacific halibut), 4559 nucleotides. RefSeq names its product nectin cell adhesion molecule 4a (gene nectin4a). The record is from RefSeq and is a predicted model, not a curated record. Lineage: Eukaryota; Metazoa; Chordata; Actinopteri; Pleuronectiformes; Pleuronectidae. Gene Ontology annotation, cellular component: adherens junction. Bases 377 to 2227 code for a protein of 616 amino acids. The transcript is spliced from 11 exons. Gene Ontology annotation, biological process: homophilic cell-cell adhesion; heterophilic cell-cell adhesion.